Molecule: messenger RNA, 915 nt
Organism: Phytophthora sojae
Lineage: Eukaryota; Oomycota; Peronosporomycetes; Peronosporales; Peronosporaceae
Exons: 2
Molecular function (GO): metal ion binding
Source: RefSeq, a predicted model, not a curated record
AUGGCGCCGUCCGCGCAGCUGGCCGCCGACCUGCAGCUCACUGCGUCGCGGCUGCUGGCGCAGACGCUGCAGGCCGAGUCGCCCGUGACGCGCUUCCACCCGAGCCAGCAGCCGGACCAGUGGAAGCUCGUCGGCGACCGCAACGGCCUGCAGCUCUACCGCGAGCGCGGCUUCGCUAAGGGAAAUGCCGUGCGGGUGAACGCGCUGGGCCAGAUGCCCGGCAGCCUGGAGGACGUGCUGCUGGGGCUCUACGCCGCCACCAACGGCGCGCUCAAGACGCAGCGCGCCAUCAUGCACGGCGACUUCCUGGACGCGGCCGUGCUGCACGUGCUGGAGGAGGAUCCGCACAGUGAGGACGACACGGGCUUCUCCUUCCGCUUCGCGGGGCUCAAGUGGCUCGCCUGCGCCCCCACGGGCAAGCUGGUGCACAAGCGGGACCUGUGCUGGCACGAGGAGCUCGGACGCACGCAAGACGCCAACGGGGACGAGGUGGGCUAUCUGGUCAUGCAGUCGGUGAGGGUGGACGAGUGUCCGCCGUUCGAGCAGCAGGGACUCACCAGGUCCACCGCUUCGGUGUGCUACAUCUUCCGCCCGCUCCCUAACAACCUCGUGGCGGUCUACAUGAAGGGCCAGCACGCGGUCGGAGGCAAGUCAAGGGCCUGGAGCGCAGACUCCAUCAUGGCGGAGCUUUGGCUUGGCGUCGCUAGUGCGUUGGAAUGCACCAAGGCCAAGCGACUGUCGAAGCUCGUGAGCGGCAAGGAGAUGUUCGUCACCAGCGCACAGAGCAAAAUGUGCGAUAUCUGCGACUCGAAGCUCAAGAUGCUCAAGAGCAACCACAACUGCAAGAUCUGCGGCAAGAACGUGUGCGACCGCUGUCGGAUGACCAAGUUCAUCUACCCGUCGCGCAACACGGGG